This is a messenger RNA of Megalops cyprinoides (Indo-Pacific tarpon), 2379 nucleotides long. It is a transcript of the gene rcor2, whose product is annotated as REST corepressor 2. Gene Ontology annotation, molecular function: transcription corepressor activity. The record is from RefSeq and is a predicted model, not a curated record. NCBI's taxonomy places the organism in Eukaryota, Metazoa, Chordata, Actinopteri, Elopiformes, Megalopidae. The transcript has 13 exons. Gene Ontology annotation, biological process: negative regulation of DNA-templated transcription; regulation of transcription by RNA polymerase II. The coding region runs from base 76 to 1710 and encodes 544 amino acids. Gene Ontology annotation, cellular component: histone deacetylase complex; transcription regulator complex.
CACAAUAUAUAGGAAAAAUAUCUGUCUGACUUUAACGCUCACCAACCCAAGAUAACUUGAUCGUCCCAGGGAGACAUGCCGUCAGUGAUGGAGUGGUCGGGGUCUGGUGUGCUGUCCCGCAGUAGAGCCAAAACGGUCACCAAUGGCAACCGCCAGCAUUCAGAGGAGGAGAGCAGUGAGGAUGAGCACUCUCACGACAGCAUGAUUCGGGUUGGAGGGGAAUACCAGGCCCAGAUCCCAGAGUUCAAGCCUGACAGCCCAGCACGCUACAGUGAAAAGGACCACAAGGGCAUGCUUGUCUGGUCUCCCAACAUCCUUGUAUCUGAUGCCAAGCUGGAUGAAUACAUUCUGAUGGCAAAGGAGAAGCAUGGCUAUAACAUGGAACAGGCUCUGGGCAUGCUCCUGUGGCACAAGCACGAUGUGGAGAAGGCACUGGCUGACCUGGCCAACUUCACACCCUUCCCUGAAGACUGGAGUGUGGAGGACAAGGUGCUGUUUGAGCAGGCCUUCAGCUUCCACGGCAAAAGCUUCCACCGCAUCCAGCAGAUGCUGCCUGACAAACCGAUCUCCAGCCUGGUAAAGUACUACUACUCCUGGAAGAAGACGCGCACACGCACCAGUGUGAUGGACAGGCAGGCCCGACACCUGCUCAGCAAGAGAGAGAGAGACGACAGCAAUGAUGAGAUGGAAGAAGGGGACGUGGGCAGCGACAGUGACUUUGAGAUCGAUGCCAAGAAAGAGGUUCCAAAGCAGAGCGUGAGUGUGGGAGGCCCGGAGGAAAGAGGAUGUUCAGCAAGGUCCGGUCCUGUCCGUAAGGACAACCAGGGUGCACAAUAUCGGCACCACCCCUUGCGAGCUCGCCAUCACCCCCCAAAGGGCAUGCACCUCCACCAGGAGGACAUCGCUGCCCUGUCUGCCUCCCCUGACACUGGUGCCCUCUCCAUACGACAGCUGGACAUCCAGCUGGUGUCACUCAAGAGACAGGUGCAGAGUGUGAAGCAGGUGAACAGCAGUUUGAAGAACAGCUUGGAGGAAGGAAUCGAAGGGAUGCGCCCCACUGAGCCAACCCCCAAGAUCAACUCUCGCUGGACCACAGAGGAGCAGCUCCUGGCUGUGCAGGCCAUCAGGCGGUAUGGCAGGGACCUGGCGGCCAUUGCUGAGGUGAUUGGGAACAAGACGGUUACCCAGGUCAGCACCUUCUUCAUCAGUUACCGCCGCCGCUUCAACCUGGAGGAGGUGCUCCGCGAGUGGCAGGCGGAACAUGAAGUGCUUCAGGGGCAUGUUGGGACCUCGGAGGACAUGAUACACCUGGCUGGGACAGGGGGAGAGACAACCAUGGGCAUGGAGGAGGAUGAGGUGCCUAACACAGGAGUGCCCUCCCAAAGUGGGACGCCCCGUCCAAACAGUGCUGGCACCAUCAGCAGUACCGCUGCCAGCCAGGUCCCUCCCCUGCUGUCCCAGCCACCCCCACUCCUGCGCCCGACCCCACCCCUGGCCCCCCCAAGCCUGCUCCGCCAGCCCCCGCCACUGCAGACCCGCCCCUUGCAAACACACACCCCCCACAACCACCCCCCUCCACCACUCAUCCGCCCCAUGGUCACCUCCUCCCUGCACCAGGGGGCGCUCCGGAAUUCCAUCCCCUUGUCUGCGUCAAGCCAGCUGCCGCCAUCUCUGGUGGGCCUGAAAGUGGAGGCCCCCCACUCUCACUGAGGUGACGCGCUGCUAGAGAACAGGGACCUCAUGGCGGGAGCCUGCUUUCCUCAUUGCCUGCAGACAACCCAACCAGCAUCAUCACCUUCCGCUCCUACUCAAGCCGUCCAAGACAAGAGGUUCAGCCGCCAAAGGUGCUCCGAGGGCUGACAGCACAUGGGCGUGCUCUGCCAAUGCCUCCAUGGCAACUGUGGCUAUACUCAUCGCAGCCACCUUUGAGACCCUUCUCCUCACCCCCUCCCAUUCUCAUCCCUUGCCAUCAAAAAAAUAAAUCAGGAGAAUACAGUGGAUGUCAUGACAAGACUUCUGCUGUCCCCUGCUUGUCUCCAUGGCAAUGUAAGAACCAUUCCAACUGUGGAAUACAGAUAGAGGCUGGUCUCCUUAGAGGCAGGAGCUUCAUUGCUCUUUCACCUGACCCAGAGUGACGGGAAUCCCAGUGUUUCCCCAUGAGACAGAGCACUUUCAAGCUCACUGCAGGAUAUCAAGAAACUUUAGGCUUUAGAUGCCUUUAGGUAGGGGUAGGACAGUGGUAUAGAAGAAGCAAGCAUAGGCACUAGACAGAAAAUACUUGAAAACACUGACAUCAACCAAACACUAAGCAUAAAACAACACUUGAAAGAGUAAACAGGAGUUUUUUUUCCCUUUUCUCUCUGUGUGUGAUGUGACAAA